AUGUUUCGUCGUCCAGUGGUUCGUACAACGAAACUCCGACAUUCAGCUCGUUUUGCCGCUAAAGAGGCAGCUCGUGUUCUGGAUGGAGCUGAGCGGUCUUCGUUGACAAAUCAUAAACUCGCGAAACUCGAACAGGAUAACGCCCAUGAGGAUCCACAUGCGAACAUCGUAUGGAGGAAGGAUCUUCCUAAUUUCGAAGACGAAAUGAUCGGUGGACCGAAAAAGAAAAGCAGCCGAAAACGUUCCUCUACGACAACGCCUUGCGGUCAAAACCAGCCAAAACGGAAACGGAAGUUUCGUGCUAGACGAUUUCGGAACUUCAUUUCAGCUCUUGACGAGGCUAAUCAGAAGUAUCGGAAGAAUAAAAGACUUUAUCGAGCGUUUUUUAAGGCUACAGCACCAGCGCCAAAAAUACCUGGAAGGAAAUUUUGUGCUCCAUGUGGGGAUAUGGGGAUAUAUUCGUGUAUAAGGUGUGGAACACCGUACUGUUCAAUAGUGUGCCGUGAUGUACAUAUGGACACGAAGUGCGAACGAUGGAUUCGUUAA
Molecule: messenger RNA, 546 nt
Organism: Angiostrongylus costaricensis
Lineage: Eukaryota; Metazoa; Nematoda; Chromadorea; Rhabditida; Metastrongylidae
Source: the annotation of a GenBank genome assembly